Penicillium hordei is the source of this 1833-nucleotide messenger RNA. RefSeq names its product glycoside hydrolase family 1 protein. Gene Ontology annotation, molecular function: beta-glucosidase activity. The record is from RefSeq and is a predicted model, not a curated record. NCBI's taxonomy places the organism in Eukaryota, Fungi, Ascomycota, Eurotiomycetes, Eurotiales, Aspergillaceae. The transcript has 5 exons. Gene Ontology annotation, biological process: carbohydrate metabolic process. The coding region runs from base 1 to 1833 and encodes 610 amino acids.
AUGCACUUCGCCCUCUUUUCUGUCAAGAUGAAAUUUUCAAUCUUCGCCUUGCUGCAAGUAGUAGGGGCCGUCUCACAAGACAGUCGCUCUCGUUCUCCUCCCGGAGCUUCCAUCUUUCCAACUCCGACAGCCUCUACAAGUAUCAACGGCCCCAAUGGCACUACCACCGCCCCGAAUCCAACAUAUUUCUCUUCCCCCAUGGUGGUCAGUUGGGACAAUCUUUGGGAUCUCUUCGUUGGUCCAGUUUUGAUGGCGUCAAUGAACACAACCAUGGCAGCGACUCCCAUUCCAACGAACGAGCUCAUUCCGCCUCCGGGUCUUUAUAUUCCCUCAUUUCCUACUGGCCAGCAGAGCGCAAUGACAUCCAAGAACAGGAGUUGGAGUUUCCCCAAGGGUUUUUGGUGGGGUGUUGCCAGUGCUGCUUACCAGGUUGAGGGAGCCGUGAAAGCGGAAGGCAGGGGACCAUCGAUAUGGGAUGUGCUCCUACAUCGGGUUCCAGGCUACUCGCUAGCAAACCAGACUGGCGACAUUGCUGAUAAUCACUAUUAUAUGUACAAGCAAGACAUUGCUCGUAUCGCGGCUCUUGGAGUGAAAACAUACUCUUUUUCGAUCAGUUGGUCGCGCAUAUUCCCCUUUGGAAAUGGCCAAGUCAACAUUCAAGCUCUUCAACACUAUGACGAUGUUAUCAACACUUGCAUAGAAUAUGGAGUUGAGCCUGCUGUGACUCUCUUCCACUGGGACGUCCCUCUCAAUCUUCAAAAUCUCUACGGUGGAUUUCUUUCGGACCAAAUUGUCAAUGAUUUCGUCAACUAUGCCCAGGUAGUCUUCUCAUACUACGGCAACAAAGUUCCGCAUUGGUUCACCAUCAAUGAGCCAACUGCCUUUUGCAAUUACUAUCCUCUCCCCGACAAUUACUUCACCAAUACAUCAAUUCCCAAAUACCAACAGCCAUAUUGGUGUGGCCACCAUGUACUACAAGCUCAUAGCAAGGCUUAUCACUUAGGGCGUUCUCUAGGACUCAACGGAACGAUAACAUUCAAAAGCAACGGCGGGUAUAAGAUUCCCCUCACCAACUCCAGUGCAGACGCAGUGGCAGUUCAGAGAGCGUGGGACUUUAACGAAGGAUGGUUCGCCAACCCAACGUUUAUCAAUGGCGAUUAUCCAAAAUAUUUGAAAGAGUUUGUAUCAGACUUCCUCCCGGAGUUCACUGAUGCCGAGAAGAAAAUGCUCAAUGGAAGUGUUGAUCUUUUCGCCCAUGAUGCUUAUACUUCUCAGUUUUACUUUGCUCCCGACGCAGGAAUAGACUCAUGUGUACAGAACAAGUCUAACCCACUUUACCCUUCCUGCGCCAACACAACCUACACCUACCCUUCUACGGACGGCGGCUGGAACAUCGGCCCCGCUGCAGACCCAAGAUCGCCGUGGUUACAUAAGGCAACAGACUGGGUUCCCGCAUUCCUGCGCUACAUUACAGACACCUGGAAACCCGCUGGGGGUAUUGCCAUCACAGAAUUCGGCAUCUCAGAGCCCUUCGAGACCUUGAAACCCCUCAAAGAAGAUAUCAAGUUCGAUACCAUAAGGAGAUUGUACUACAAGGAUUACAUGGAAGCGAUCUUGAUUGCCAUUAAUGACGGUGUGGACGUGGUUGGAUGUUUAGCAUGGAGUAUUCUGGAUAAUUUAGAGUGGGCUAGUGGCUACGAAGUUACAUUUGGCUUACAAUAUGUCAACUUCACUACUCAGGAAAGAGCUUAUAAAGCUAGUUUCUUUGAGUAUGUUAAUGCGUUUAUAACUUACGGCGAAGAUGAGGUAGUUCCGCAUUAUGUACCUAGCUAG